AUGGGAACUUGUUAAUCUUAAAAACAUAUGGGUAAUCCUGUAAAAAAAAAAGAUUAAACAUCAUUUACUUCUUAAUUUACUACAAUAAGAGAAUUGAUUCACUUUUUUGAUUAGAUUAGUUUAGAAAAAUUAAAUUUUCCAGAUUUAUCAGCUUUUUUAUCAAAACAUAUAGACAAAAAUAGAAUUGUAAAUGAAGGUAAAACUUGGGUAGCCAUAAAUGAAGUUAAAACAAUUUUAAAUAAUAAAACUGUUAUUUUAAUAAGGAACUUUAAUCCUGAAACUGAUGCAGCCAUCUAAUUAAUUUAUUUGCUGAAACAAUUAAUAGAAGUUUCUUUUGGAGCUUAAGAACUAUAAAUUAGUUUUAAUGAAAAUGCUGUUGAACUUUUUCAUUAUUAUCAAGCUCAACUGGUUCAAGUAAUAUUUUAUUACAAAUUAAUUAGAUCUCAAUUGAAGUAUUAUUAGCUGUUAAUACAUUAAUUAGAAAAUAGGAAUAAUGGUGGAAAGAUUGUUAUUUUAAUUGGCGUAGUAGUUACAUUUAAUCAAUGUUUAAAAUUAAAUAACCUAUAGUAGAAAAGAUUGAUCUAAUUUAACCAUUUUAUGAAUUUAUUGCAUUAUUAAAAUAAUGUGCUAAACAACUUUGUAAUCAAUAAAAAUCACCAGAUCUAAUGGAAAUAGAUAUUAAAGCUUAAUAAGAAGUCUUAGAAUAAUUCUAUAGUUAGAUUAGAACAGGUUUUUUAUAAAAUUAAUCAACUCAAAUUGAUAGUAUUAAUUGGGAACGGCAAAAUGCUUCAAAAUCAUUAGGAUAAAAACUGUAAAUUUAUAAUCUCUAUAUAAAAAAGAAAAACUAUACUUCUUGA
Paramecium pentaurelia is the source of this 857-nucleotide messenger RNA. NCBI's taxonomy places the organism in Eukaryota, Ciliophora, Oligohymenophorea, Peniculida, Parameciidae. The record is from the annotation of a GenBank genome assembly.